AAAUUUAAGAUAAACUCACCGUUGCCUUGAAGUAUCAUUACUUUCUUCGUGGACAAAACCAGAUAUUUUCUUCAUAAAACCGUACAAUUCUGUGAAACCAUGGCCACUGGCGACGACGGCAUACUUGGUUCGGUCCAAUCAUCAUUGUCGAUAUCUUCGAUGGAAACCAAGUUCGAUGAUGUCGAGGGUAAUGUGGAGAACGACGUCGAGGACGACGUGGAGAACGGAGAAUCUGUGAUCGAACAGGAUAUACCUGUCCCCGCAGUCGCCCAAUCCGGUGCCAUUUCGGACACAAUCGACGGCAUCGAAGACAUGCUGAGCGGUGACACGACCACGGCCGACGGGACAGUCAUCCCGCAGGGGGUCAUAGUAAACAUCACCUGUAUCCUAUUCGGUGACUUUGCAGCGACGUUCAUCGCUUGUGCCAUCGUAACCAAUAUCGCCAUUUUCGGGCAGCAGUUCUUGCACUACGACGGCCACGACGUCGAGAAGACGAACCUGAUCGUCAUGGGAAUCGAUGCCGCGUUCUAUCUGCUGACGGGAUGUGUUACGGACUGGUUUGGAGGUUACUCCACAGCCAUGCAUAUCUACGGAAAAUUCUGCUUUAUAGGAACCUGUAUCUUACCUUUGCUUACGUUCAACUGGUCAAUCAUUGGUCCUACAUAUGGGAUAUCUGUUCCAAUUCGUCGUAUAUUCUUCUAUGCGGCCCGAAUCGUCACAGGCUUAGGCGUGUGUGGCAUCCAAGCGACAUCGCCUCCCUUCGCGGCGAGGCAGAUCGAGAAGUAUGGAAGUGCGAGCGUCCAAAGUUGCUUUCACUACAUUUACAUGGCAAUCCAGUGCGCCCCUCUUCUAGCUUUGACAGGUUUGUCCUUUGUCCAGCUCAACGUGUCAUUCUUAUGUGGAUACCUGUCGACUGUAGCUUUCAACAUCUUCACCAUGCUGCUGUUCAAGUAUGUCCGGACUGAGGUUCGUCAGAGCAUCCCUGACAAAGGAAAUGCAGCUGCUUCGAUCCUGGCAUGUGCAGCCCAUGAAAUAAAGAGUAAGCUUGCAACGUGCUCUACAUUUUGCCACUGCAACUGUUGCCCCAAUCUCUGCUCUUCCGUCCAAUCUGACGAUGAAGAAAAUAUGCAGCUCCUUUGUGAGUGCGCUCCAAAGUCCAUCUCGACAUCUGCUAACGGUACAGAUUUAGUGAAGCCAUCAUCAUCAUCAUCAUCAUCAUCGAAGGACAAAUCCUCAACUACCGAUCCAGCAACCACGACAACUACCCACGAAAGCAUCGAACUGUCCGUAGCGAAACCUGACAUGUCUACAACAGCCAACGCCUCAAGAAUUGAGUCGAAGGACACUUCCUCUAACGACGUUCCAGCUUACACAAUAAAUAACAACGGAAGCACUAUAAUAACCGUAGCUAAGCCGCCUACAACACCUAACCUGUCAGGAAAUGACUUGAAGAAAAGAUCCGCUACCAUCAAUUCAGCAACAACGACAACUACUUACGGAAGCACUGAACAGUCUGAACUAGCAACGUCUACUGAAAUUCUUCCUGAGUCAUUCCGCCAUUGUUUGUGGGUCGGUUACGCAAUGUUGCUUCUCUCUUGCCAAGUACCGUACAGUAUCAUGCGUUACCAGAUUGGCACGUCCUAUGUGAGUCAGGCGAUGCGGAUGAAGCCGUCGAUAUUAGGGCAAAAUAUUAGCCCCUCUCUCCUUCAGCAAUGCUUGCCUCUGGUAGGCAUCGCUAUCACCCCUGUCGUUAAUGUUUACAUCUACCCCUACAUCAGUACAAAAAUUUACCACACUGACGAUGGCGAAGAGAAUCAUGCUCGGCAUCAUCUUGGCGACGCUGUCUGUCUUUUGCGCCGCCAUUGUUGAGACGGCUCGGAUGAUGUUCAUCGAGCGAGGCGACUCCUUCGUCCAGGAGAUCAACAAC
This is a messenger RNA of Strongylocentrotus purpuratus (purple sea urchin), 1927 nucleotides long. RefSeq lists its product as uncharacterized. Lineage: Eukaryota; Metazoa; Echinodermata; Echinoidea; Camarodonta; Strongylocentrotidae. Gene Ontology annotation, biological process: transmembrane transport. The record is from RefSeq and is a predicted model, not a curated record. The transcript has 6 exons. Gene Ontology annotation, molecular function: transmembrane transporter activity. Gene Ontology annotation, cellular component: membrane. The coding region runs from base 100 to 1869 and encodes 589 amino acids.